UUCUACUCCACAGAUUCGUAGAUUAGCACAAGAUGGUGAUCCCGGGGAAAGAGCGAGAUUUGUUCUCGGUAAAACCAUUUGUUGAGAAAAGCAAAGUCAAGAAGAAAAAGGCCAAGGGUAAUAAGGGGGAACUUGGCUUCAAGAAACUUAAAGCAGAGCACAAAAAAUUAACAGAUGUACAACACACACCGUUACUCUAUGAUAACAUCGUAGAAGGUCAGGUAAUCUUGGGAUGUAUACAAGAAGUGCACGAUUAUGAGCUGAAGGUCAGCCUCCCCCACCGUUUGUCCGGCACUGUGCCCAUCACGAAGAUCAGCAAAGCAUACACAGAGCUUGUGAAGAAGAUGGCAGAGGGAGAGAGCCAAGAGGAUGAAGAAGUAAGCGCGUUGCAAGACUUAUACCGACCUGGGCAGUUUGUGGUAACCUCUGUGGCCAGUAUUGAGGACAUGGGCAGUUGGAAGAAAGUAAGUCUCUCGCUGAUGCCACAAGAUGUAAACUCAUCACUCAAUGCGCCACUUCUGGAAGUGGGCUUUGUGCUGCCUUGUGCUGUGGCCAGCGUAGAGGACAACGGCUUCAUCAUGGACACAGGCAUUGCCACUAUGCGGGGGGCGUUCUUACCCCACAAAGCAGCGCAAGGUGCAGACAUUGUGGGUGUGGGAAAUGUGUUGCGGUGCAUGGUGACCAAGAUCAGUGGCGAUGUGGAGAAGGGCUGGUGGAAUGUAGUCCUGUCUGCCAAGCCAAAGGCAGUGAGGGAGGCCACGCUGCCCCUCAUUUCCACCACCAACAUGUCCAUGGUGAUUCCUGGGACGGCUGUUGAUACUGUUGUGUCUAAGGUGGAAGAUUAUGGGCUAAACAUCAUCCUGGCCGAGUAUGAUGGCGUUGUGAACCGCAUUCACCUGAAGAAGCCCUUUGACAUCAUUCACCACUACCAGGAAGGCAUGAAUGUGAAGGCCAGGGUGCUGUACACGACGCCUAUGAACAAAGUCGUGCAUUUCACCCUGCAGAAGAACAUUUUCUCCGAAGGCCCGGAUGAGAAACUGUUCCACGAGCUCAGAGAAGGGGACAUCGUGGAAGACGCUGUGGUCUAUGAGUCAAGAUCGGUGGGGAUAUCCCUCAAGCUGAAUGACAGGUGUCGCGGGUACUGUCCCUGGAACCGUCUUAUGGAUGGUGACAAACCCCCCAAGCACAUGAAGAAGGCAUUUCCUAUAGGCCGUAAAUUGCUGUGCAGGUUUCUCAAAUACUCCUACAUGGCCCAGAUGUAUAUUGUCUCCUUGGAGACGGUGCUAGAACAGCAGUUACUUGGCUACAACGAGGUGGAAGUAGGCACAAAACUGAAAGCAACCGUCAAGGGUUACAAUGACUACGGGGCACAAGUGGCCCUCAGCAAGACAGUUAGUGGCCACAUUGAUUACCUAAUGUUGACGGACACGCAGAUAAAGAAUCCGGAGAAAAAGUAUCCCCCCGGCUCAGUACUGGAUUGCCGCGUGACGUACGUGGUGCCUCAGAGAAAGAUUAUCAACCUCACGAGUAAGAAGCUCCUGGUCAAAUCACCAUACCCAAUUGUCUCGGAAUAUGACCCUAAGUUGGUAGGCACUGUGUCAGAGGGGUGUGUUGUGCGCAUCAACCAAUCUGGCUUGCUGGUAGCUAUGUACAAUGAUGUGAAGGGCUUUGUACCUAAGAGCCAGGCCACCUCAAGAAAGGUGACCAGUCUGGAUGCUCUCUUCACUCUGGGGCAGGUUGUCAAGUUCCGUGUCAUCACUGUGGAGCCGGAGAAAAGGAAUAUGACACUGACUCUGCGCAUUGACGGGGGUUUGGUGCCACACGAGGAGAAGCCUUCAGCAACGGUCGUGGGUAUGCGCCAGAAGGUUGAUGGUGUCAUUAAGGAAAUCCAGGAAAAAGUGAUUAUUGUGACACUGACAAAUCAUGGAGUGGAUGCACAGCUCCCUGUCAGUCAUUUGCUAGAUGAUGUGUCCAAGUGUGGUAUUGUGAAGUCCCUGCUCAAGGAAGGAGAUGAGGUGAAGGAUGCAGUUGUGUUUUCCAUAGAGGAGGAAAUCAUCACCUUGUCACUGAAGACGAGUGUGCACAACUGGAUUAACACUAGCACCCCAGAACAGCAAGAGGUGCUCUUGAAGUCUGUACCGUAUCCAGCCGUUUUGCAGAAAGUAUAUGCUCAUGGGGCCCUGGCCAAGAUUCCAGCAGGUGAAUGUGGACAAAAGCAUUUGAUUCACUUCAAGAACUUAGGGGAUGAAAGUCCAUAUAUUGACUGCAGAGCUGUGGGAUUGCAUCCGGGUCAGACUUUGUGGGUGGAGUCGGAAGGUGUUGACAAAAUGGGACGCCAGAUUCUCUCCUGCCUGCACACCAGGAAUGUCCAAAGGAGGGCAGUUCAGCAUAGCAUUCAGCCAUUAUAUAGUCGUUUACUCAACUUGAAAAUGGUUAAGGAUAUCAUCAUGAGAAGAGGAAGUGCUGUUGAGAGACAGCUAGCUCAACUCCAAAUUGGCAGGAAAUUGGGGGUCACAGUCACAGAGGUCACAGACUUUGGCCUUCGUGUGAAGAUGAAAGGGAGCCAGAUUCAGGGUGUUAUUAGCAAUGACCACCGAGGUCCCUACACAAAUGUUGUUGUUGGCCAAAAAUUAUAUGCGUGUGUGAUGAAUGUGAACUUCGAGAAAAAGUCUGUUGAUCUUUCUUCGCAGCCUCUUGUUGUGAAGAAGUUGAAGACCUCGGACACUCCCAAAGUUGCUUUUGGAAGGAGGGCCAAGUGUGAAAUCAUUCAAAUAGAAGAGAACUUCGUCAAGGUCAUGCUAACGUCAAGAGAUGUCGGUCUUGUAGCCUAUUUGCCUCCUUUGGAACACGAACUGAACAUUGAAACUAAGAACGGACACUACAAAGUAGGCGACGAGCACAGAGUAACCAUUGAGCAUGUUGAUGGCGAUAUUGUUGUAGGCGUCUUGAGAAGAUUCGAAGACAAAGACACGGAGCCCAGCUUGCUUUCAGACGGACCCUCGUGGCAGUUGUCGUCCGAUGAUGCAAGUGAAAGCAAGGAAGCUGUGGAAGACAUUGAAAGCGAUGCGGAGGACGUCGCAGAGGCGUACGCCAAACUGCUGGUAGAAAGCAAGAAGGACAAGCGAAGGGAGGAGAUAGAGAACCAAUGGAAAGCACAGGCAGCAAAGAAGAGGAAGAGAGAAGAGAGGGAGACCACAGGCGAGGAAGAGGGACCCAAGAAGAAGAAGAAGAGAGCGAAACGAAAGAAGGGCAAAAAAGGACAGAAACCAGUAGAGGCGUAACGGCAUGGUGGACGCCAGUAUCCCGCCGAUGACGCUAGUGAGACGCCGGGGUCGGGCUCAGUGGGUCAUUUGUAAAUCACAGCAGUUUCAUCUCUCAAAAUCCACCAUUCCGAUAAACAAAGAAAAAACAAACAACAACAUCCCCCGUCUGUUCACUACAGUGUCCAUCGGGGCAGCAGAUACAACGUCCUGAACUUUCAAGUUUUUUUUCUCAGUAUAUUGAUUACAAGAUAUCAAAAUUGUUAUGUUACGUGAAGUAUCGGCUGAUUUCUGUACAAAAAUAGAAAUGCAUGCCCAAUGUACUAUCACAAAAAUACAAAAUAUUUGUUUACA
Molecule: messenger RNA, 3614 nt
Organism: Penaeus monodon (black tiger shrimp)
Lineage: Eukaryota; Metazoa; Arthropoda; Malacostraca; Decapoda; Penaeidae
Product: protein RRP5 homolog
Biological process (GO): rRNA processing
Cellular component (GO): small-subunit processome; nucleolus
Molecular function (GO): RNA binding
Source: RefSeq, a predicted model, not a curated record